AGCGACCGGGCCCUCACACCGAGACAGAGGCACGGGCACAGGGGGCCGGGCACACGGCCAGGAUGGCGGCGGAGCGGCCGGGCGGCUCCGAGUCCACGGUGUGGGACCCGCAGCACUCCAACAAGCUGCUGAAGAGCCUGAGCUCCUUCCGGAACGAGCCGCUGUUCUGUGACGCGGUGCUGGUGGUCGAGGGACACGAGAUCCCGGUGCAGAAGAACCUGCUGGCGGCGGCCAGCCCGUACGUCAGGACCAAAUUGAAUUAUACAGCUCCAGCAGAUGAUGGUUCAGUGUAUAAAAUUAUCCUAGAUGGCAUUUCUGUCGCUGUUAUGCAUGAAUUAUUGGAUUAUAUGUUUAGUGGCCAGAUUAAGCUGAGUGAAGACACUAUUCAGGAUAUUGUGCAGGCUGCAGAUCUUCUCCUCCUUACUGAUUUAAAAGCUCUGUGUUGUGAAUUUUUAGAAAGUUGCAUUGCUCCUGAGAAUUGUAUUGGUAUACGUGAUUUUGCUUUGCACUACUCUUUGCAACAUGUAUACUACAUUGCUACUGAGUAUCUGGAAACACACUUCCGUGAUGUCUCCCACACAGAGGAGUUCUUGGAACUAAGCCAUGAAAAAGUGAAAGAAGUUAUCUCUUUGGAAAAGUUGAAUGUUGGAAAUGAAAGGUAUAUCUUUGAAGCAGUGGUAAAAUGGAUUUGUCAAGAUCCUGUGGUUCGAAAGGUUCACAUGAAGGAUGUGAUGUCUAUGGUUUGGGUCAAUGGUCUGGAUCCGAGUUAUCUGAGAGAGCAAAUGUUGAAUGAACCUGUGGUACGAGAAAUUGUCAAGGAGUGUACCAAUAUUCCUCUCAGCCAAAGAGAAGGAGAGGCUCAGCUAGCUACCUUCAAACCUAGAGGGUAUUCUGAAUGUAUAGUGACAGUGGGAGGUGAAGAAAGGAGUACACGAAAGCCUACGGCUGUCAUGCGGUGCAUGUGUCCAUUAUAUGACCGUAACAGACAACUUUGGAUAGAAUUGGCCCCAAUGAGCAUUCCACGCAUUAACCAUGGAAUAUUGUCAGCAGAGGGCUUCCUCUUUGUGCUGGGUGGACAGGGUUUAGACAACAAUACUUUAAGUUCAGGAGAGAAAUAUGACUCCGAUACCAACUGUUGGACUCCCAUUCCUCCAAUGAGUGAGGCAAAGCACAAUUUUGGAAUAGUGGCAAUAGAUGGAGUUCUUUAUGUACUGGGAGGUGAAGAUGGUGAAAAUGAGUUGCUAUCUAUGGAGGCCUAUGACAUUCACACUAAGAUAUGGACAAAACAACCCAACAUGACUAUGGUUCGAAAGAUUGGCUGCUAUGCAGCUAUGAAGAAAAAGAUCUAUGCAAUGGGUGGUGGCUCAUAUGGAAAAUUGUUUGAGUCUGUUGAGUGCUACGAUCCCAAGACACAGCAGUGGACUGCGAUCUGCCCAUUAAAAGAAAAAAGGUUUGGUGCAGUAGCAUGUGGUGUUGGCCUGGAAUUAUAUGUUUUUGGCGGUGUUCGCAGCCGUGAAGGUCAUGAUGCGGAAAGCAAUGAAAUGGUCACCUGCAGAUCAGAAUUUUACCAUGAUCAAUUCAAAAGAUGGAUAUAUUUGAAUGAUCAAUCAUUGUGCAUCCCAACAAGCUCCUCUUUUGUGUAUGGUGCUGUGCCCAUUGGUGCCAGCAUUUAUGUUAUUGGCGAUUUGGACACAGGCACACAGUAUGACUUUGUCAGAGAAUUUCGCAGGAGCACAGGAACCUGGCAUCAUACCAAGCCAUUACUCCCUUCAGACCUCCGGCGAACGGGCUGCGCAGCUUUGCGUAUUGCAAAUUGCAAGCUUUUCAGGCUACAGUUACAACAAGGUCUUUUUCGCAUACGCAUUCCCUCUGUAGGUCCAAGUGGACCAUAAUGCAAAUGGUCAGUGGUGAUCCCAAUUCUGAACCAAACAUUAUAUAUUGCAAAAUGAGGGAUAAUCUUGCAAAGUCUGAUAUCUUGUCUUCGUUACAGAUUAGUAACGGUUAAAACGUACCCUGCAAGGGCAAUGCAUUGUUGCACACAUUUUAACGUGAACCAGAAAGGUUGUGCUUUUUUCGGUAUGUUCUGAAAGCUCAGUUAUGGUGUUUCUAACUGUAGCAUUUAAAUUACAAGGCAUUAAACCAAAUCUUCAGCUUUCUAAUAUAAAGUAACCUGAAAUCAAUAUUUAGUAAGUGUAAAUCUGAAAAAGAGAUACUUGUUUCAAAAAGUGCAGAGCUGAUGCAGAAUUCUGGAGAUAAUUGCUAUCCCAGUUAGAAUGAAUUCUGUUCUCUUUUGAAAGUUCUAAUCUAAGCUGUAAAGUCAGUUUUAUUUUUUCACUAUGUUAAACAAUAGUUCUAAUACAAAAUGUUACAUUAAAUAUUAACUUAUCUUUUGUAGCUCAGGCUUGUAAAAGCAAAAUUUAACUUUAAAAACCAGCAGCCAAAAAUGGCUAUAUUUUGAGUUUAACUUGUGUCAACUGUUGGGACUCCAAAGUCCACUUUUUGGUGGAGGAACUACUGGGUGAAAGAAAUAUUGAUAGAAACCUAGAUUUGACAACUCUUGAUUUUUGAAGAGAAUUGCUAUAAAGUUGAAGUGUUUUUGAAUGGUUAUGUCACAGUAUCAGUUAAGGUUGUUACUGUUAGAUUUGUUAUUAACACUUAAGUUUCAAAACAAUAUUUAAAACGGAUAGUUGGCUGGUUCAAAAUAAUUAAUAGACCUGUCAAAGAAAGUUACAUUUCUACUGUAAAGUUUCACAUUACACCCUGAAGUUGAAGCUGUUUACAUUUGCUAUAUAAAAAAAGACUCCUGUCAGUCUCCUGUUAAAUAACAUCACCUGUAAUGUUCAGUACCACAGAUGCUAUUUCCACACAACAUAAUUUGGCAUGGAACUAACGUUCUGAAUUGACUGCAUUGAAAGGUGAAAGCCUCAGUGCUAUCACACUUUGCUGCCAGUACACUAAUGUAAUUUGUACAUAUUAUCUUUACUAUUUUAAUUAUUUUUUCAAGGCAUUGUUUAAAUGCAAUGCACAAUGGCCUUUAAAAUGAUUUAUCCAUUUCUCUCUGCAUUGUCACCACCCUUCUUGCUUUCAAGAAUCUGAGCAAAAUUCUUCGCUGUGCACACAUUACCAGUUCCCCAUUGCACCACCUUCAUUUCUUUCACUAUGCUCCUUUAUUGUCAAAUAAAAUGAGACAUCUUUCUGAAUGUAGGAAGCACUAUAUAAAAACAGGUUAUUGUAAUAUUACAUUAAUGGUGCUGAGAGUUAUCUGGUUACCCCACUAGUGAUGAAAUUCUAUUUUUGAAGUUAUCAUGAAUCCUCUAUUUUGUGUGUAAGUUGCAAAUCUCUGGUGCUUCCUUGGUGUACAAGUCGGACAGAUUUUACAUAGGAGUGGUUUCAAAUAAUAAUUAUUGUAAUGUAAUUGUCUAUUCAUCUCAUGUAGUAUUAUGAAAGAGUGAAUGAUAAAGUAGUUGGUGAUUUCAAUAUAUUAAAUCCUAAGG
This is a messenger RNA of Hemiscyllium ocellatum (epaulette shark), 3494 nucleotides long. It is a transcript of the gene gan, whose product is annotated as gigaxonin. NCBI's taxonomy places the organism in Eukaryota, Metazoa, Chordata, Chondrichthyes, Orectolobiformes, Hemiscylliidae. Gene Ontology annotation, molecular function: protein binding. The record is from RefSeq and is a predicted model, not a curated record. Bases 63 to 1892 code for a protein of 609 amino acids. Gene Ontology annotation, biological process: cytoskeleton organization. The transcript is spliced from 11 exons.